UUCAUUAUUUUAGGGUACGGAUUUUGCCAAGGCAAAAUUUGAUAUGUCCAAGGCAAUUACGCUACCCGCUGCCCGUAAUCUUCUACUGCCAUAUAUUCAAUUUAUAAACUGAAUCAAAUCUCCCAUUAUCUUUUGUUGCCAAAAUUAUGAAACCAAAAAUAUACCAAAAAUACCACAUAAUUAUUUCGUUUUCUAUAUUUAUUACAUAUUGCACAUCCCUUUAAUUUGGUAAUUACUGGAGUAGAUUUCUAUAUUUAGACCUUUGUCAUCCUUUGCCUAAUCAUCAAUUUACACAAGUCCCAUAUUAUGAAAAGCAUUGGAGGAUUCUAUCAUUAAAUUUUGCAGAGGUGCAUUACAUUAAGGAGUACUUAUUUUCAUUAAUUAUUUUUGCAAACCGAUAGAUUACUUGUUUUCAUUAAUUACAUUAGAGCUACGUUUAAAUUUGUAGAGGUACAUUGCAUUACUUCUUUUCAUUAAUUACAUUAGAGCUACUUCUUAAUUUUUCAUGCGUGAUUUUUUAAAGGUAUAACGCAUAAUCAUUUCAAGCUCAAUUAAAACAUAUCCCUUUAAUUAUUUGUACAUAAUUUAUCAUUAAUAGUCUAAUACGUUGUCAGGUUUGCCAUCAACAAUCAAAGUUAAUAUGACCGAAGAUGAUGAUCAAGAAUUAUUUAGUAGAAAAUUUCAAACUCGUGAAGAACUCCUUGACGAGGUUAAGAAAUUUAAUGAGUCAAGAGGAUAUGUAGUCUCCAUAAAGGAUUCCCGCAAAGAUCGAUAUGUGACCCUUGGUUGUGAUAGAGGCGGAGUUUAUCGAGACAGGCGUAAAACAUUGAUUACAAGUCAAGAUAGAGAAACAAGCACUUGUCUGAUAGACUGCCCGUUUCGUAUACGAGGUAAGAAAAAAGGAAGAUGGGGUUUGGUCUCUUCAACUAUAAAAUAGUUCUCAUAACCAUGAACCUUGUGUUGACUUGUGUGGACAUCCUACUUCUCGUAGGUUAACAAAAGAAGAAAGUUUAGAUGUUGAAAAAAUGAGUAUGUCGGGAAUUCAACCUCGACAAAUUUUGUCUUCUCUUAGACAAAAGAAUCCUUCCCUUAAAGCGGUAUCAAGGACCAUAUGUAAUAUGAAGUCUAAAAUCCGAACAGAUAAGUUAGAUGGUCGUUCAAUGAUAAAAGCCUUAUUUGAUGAACUUGGUCAUGGGGGAUUUACUUACAACUACAAACAUGAUGAUGGAGGACAUUUGACACACGUAUUUUUUUCUCACCCAAAGUCAAUUAGUCUAACUAAGUCAUUUCCAACUGUGUUUGUUAUGGAUUGCACUUAUAAGACUAAUAAAUACAAGAUGCCUUUGCUUGAUAUAAUUGGUGUAUCGAGUUUCAAUAAAUCUUUUUAUUCUUGUUUUGCCUUCCUAGAAAAAGAGAGGGAACAAGAUUAUAUAUGGGCUUUACAAAUGUUUUCUAACAUGAAGGGUCACUCAUCUGAUGACUUGGUUAUUGUUACAGAUAGGGAAUUAGCAUUAAUGAAUGCUAUACGAGUUGUGUUUCCUAGGGCAAAACACAUUUUAUGUGUGUGGCAUAUACAAAAGAAUGUGUUAUCCAAGUGUAAGGGCUACUUUAAUAAAGAAAAUUGGGAUGAUUUUGUGUCAGCAUGGAAUACUAUUGUAUAUGCUAAGACAGAAGAAGCAUAUGAUAAAGCUUGGGAUUCUUUUAGAGUUUUAUACAUGGAAAAGAAAGAUGUUAUUGAUUACAUAAGAAGUUCAUGGAUACCAUAUAAGGAGCGAUUUGUGAGUGCUUGGACAGAAAAAUAUGCACAUUUUGGCAACCGUGCCAGUUCAAGAGCAGAAGGUGCACAUGCAAAAUUAAAGGGUUACCUACUAGUGUCAACAGGAGACUUUCGACAAGUAAGAGACACGAUUUCUCUUGCCAUUGAUAAUGAAUAUCAAGAGAUAAAGACAUUGCUUGAAACAGAAAGAAUUCGAGUACCUCACAAGUAUCGCAUCCCUUUCUUUAAAAAUAUUGUUGGUCGUGUAUCGACUCUUGCAAUGAACAAGAUUUACGAUCAAUAUGAAAUGGCGAAAUUUGGCAAGGUGAAGGAUAUAUGCACGAUGCAUUUUCGAUCUACUAUGAAGUUGCCCUCUGCUCAUAUGAUGCAUGGAUGGAAAGAAAAUUCUUUAAAUUUGGACUUAGUGGGUGCACAAUGGAGGAUUGACAUAAGGUCAUUGGAGACUUCUAGCACAAAUACAAUUGAUAGUGUCAAAGAAAUUGAAGAUCUUACUGACAAGCUACGGAAUAAAUAUCAACAUAUGCCUUCUUUUAAGCAAGAAGAGAUCAAACAAAAGAUAUCUUUUAUGUUGAAUGAAGUGGAGCCUAUUUUGUCAGAGCCAAAUGUUCAACCUCACAAAGGACGUCGACCAAGUACAAUCAAGAGAAAGGAACCAUUAAGUUCAACUAGAAGAGAUCCAUCACAAUUUGAAAUAGUAGAAGCAUCGUUGAAGCGUUCUAAGGGUCAAGGAACUACACAUGAUUCACAUGAGGUUUUUUUAGUCAAUGAUGAAAGUGCAAUAGAUUUAAUUGAUCUUAAUGAACCUCCAGUUUAGUUUGAUUGAUGUUCUUUCAUGUCUCAUUUGGGUACGAUAUAAUGUUGUAUUACAUUGGAAAGCCCACCAUGCUUCUUGCAAAGUCAUGAACGAAUUACUACGGCUAUACGACGUUUUUUUUCUUUUUGCUUCUAUACCUUACGAGUAGUACUGAUAGACAUUGUUAUAUUUUAUUUCUUAUAAUUAUGAA
Messenger RNA from Spinacia oleracea (spinach), 2781 nucleotides. Its product is annotated as protein FAR1-RELATED SEQUENCE 5. The transcript has 2 exons. NCBI's taxonomy places the organism in Eukaryota, Viridiplantae, Streptophyta, Magnoliopsida, Caryophyllales, Amaranthaceae. The record is from RefSeq and is a predicted model, not a curated record. Bases 1026 to 2591 code for a protein of 521 amino acids.